Acaromyces ingoldii is the source of this 2116-nucleotide messenger RNA. RefSeq lists its product as hypothetical. Gene Ontology annotation, biological process: retrograde transport, endosome to Golgi; intracellular protein transport. The record is from RefSeq and is a predicted model, not a curated record. The transcript has 3 exons. The coding region runs from base 53 to 2116 and encodes 687 amino acids. Gene Ontology annotation, molecular function: phosphatidylinositol-3-phosphate binding. Gene Ontology annotation, cellular component: retromer, tubulation complex; endosome. NCBI's taxonomy places the organism in Eukaryota, Fungi, Basidiomycota, Exobasidiomycetes, Exobasidiales, Cryptobasidiaceae.
CGAAGGCAAGCUUCCCCGUCAUCGAUCCUUAUUUCGAAGAAGAUUGUGGUCCAUGGCGACGGAGGAGCCAAGGCCCAGGGAGGACGCGCAGGAAGGCGGCGAAGGGGAGUCGCUGCCACAGAAGGCUGGCCAGACGGAGGAGGAGCCUGUCGAUGGCAAGGUGACGCUCGAGCAGGAAGAAGCUCGGGAGGAACUAGGCGUAGAAGGCGAGCCAGUAGGACAAGGCGCCGAGAGCGAAGUAAAAGAGCAAGAUGCCAAAGAAAACGAAGAUUUUGAAAAGCAAGACAACAGCGACUCUGACGACAAGGUGGCUGCUGAGGAGGCAAAGGUCAUAGAGGACGUCGACAAGGGUGCCGUCCAAGCAGCACACGACAAGCCCGCGACUGAAGAGGGCCAGGUGCCGGUGGUCAAGCACAAUCGCGUCGAGAGCAUCGAGGCGCCGAACCGAAAGCCAGCGGCACUUGGAGCAUCGCCUGCCUCGCUGGACGAGCAUCGAAGCAAUCUAGGUCUGGGACCCUCUUCGUCGUUGGGCGAUGCAGCAGGAUCUGAGCCGAGACGGACCCCCUCGCAGGCGGGCCUACAGGCUGAUAUGACACAGAACCGGCACGAAAGCACCAAGGACAAUGCCAGGGCCUACCAGCCCCCACCACCCCGGUCCUACCUCCAACUUCGGGCAAUGGUGCUUCAGCUGCCCAACGCUUCGUCGACGAGCACCAACAAUCCACCCACGCUCAUCCUCGAAGGACGGACAAACAUGUCGAUGGCGCGCCGGUCCUACUAUCCUCGCAUCACUCGCACCCUGCCCGAGCUUCAGCUCUGGGUACUCGUACUGACGCUCAGCUUUCCCGCGUCUAUCUUCUCGCCCUUUCAGUACCCACCGCCGUCGAUGAUGGCGGGGGGAAGCAUCCAGGAUGGCGACCCAACAGUGAGGGCGUACCUCUACCAGACUACGAACCAGCUUGCGAGGAUCCUCUUGAAGCCCCAUGUCCUUCAGCAUCCUGCCACCGCAGCCCUGAUCGACAGCGACUUCAGCUACGUGCCUCCGUUCCCCAACGUCGCCGUCGAAGGAAGAGUGCGGACCAAGGAGAUCCUCGAUCGAGCUAUCGCAAUGACGCGUGCCGGUCAGGACCCUCUCCGGCCAAAGAAAGGAGGUGCCGCGGCUGCCAACAACUCAACCUUUGACGUCGACGGUGUGGCGGCGGCCCUCGGUCUGCCAGCCCAGUACAACAAUUCGAAUGGUGCAGGAGGAUCAUAUGCUUCUUCAUCUCAGGCCCAGUCGACCACUCGCAACCCGCUGUCCAUCUUUGCGCGGGGCAACAAUGCCAGCCCGCAGCGAAUUGCACAGCACCAGCCGGUCUUGUUGCCGCCGGGCGAGGAGGAUCCGGACGAGGAGGAGCUCGCGGUGGCCAGGAACGAAGUGACGAGACUCGAAGUGCAAUUCGAGAGAGCUGCAAGGGCUGCACAGGCUGUUGUUGAGAGGAAUGGUGCCAUGAGCGCCAUGGUGGGCCAACUAGCACGGAGUCUCUCGGAUCUGGGCGAGCUCGACUCGGUCCGGACCGUGGCGAAGCGCUUGAGGGAGGAGGAGAUGCUCGCACACGUCGCAAAGGGUCUUGAGGCCUGGUCGGCAGGCGAAGGCGGAUCGACAUCGAACCUCUCGUCGACGCUUAUCCCGACACUUGCCUAUCAGUCCUUUAAUGCUCGCACGGCCAUCGAUGCGCUCCUUCGACGAGCAGCCGCCGCGACGCACCGGCACGGGUCGCUGGUCAACCUGGUCCAGAAGCGUCGCGAGGCAGAGCGGCUCAAGCGCAACAGGGGCGAGAUCCGACAGGACGAGGUCGACUGGAUCCUUGGCGAGCUCAGAGAGGCACAGAGGACUACGUCUGUCUUGACGCAUCACCUCGCUGGCUUUACCGAGACGCUGAGAGAGGACCUCAAGGCGCAUUCGAGGCAUGCCCAUGCUGACUUGCAGGCCAGCAUGCCUGACGAGGACGAGGGAUGGGCUCGUGGCGAGCCGAGAGGGCAAGAGCAUUGCUGCAUUGAUGGCGCAGCAGCAGAGGGAGCGCGAGGAGGCGGAGAGCGCAAAGACCGCUGCUGCUGCUGCUGCUGCCGAUGGUGA